GUGGUGCCAGGACAUCCAAGCUCCAAGGAUCCACGACCUAUGCCUGUGGACCGCGCAGCUGACUAUGCGUCAGAUGUCGCAGAAGCGCAGCAGCUGCUGAGGCAAAGCUUCAGAGGCCUCGUGGCCAAAGCGGUGGAGCUGAAUGCCAAGUCCUUCUGCUGCCCUGCGAUCGGUUCUGGCAUCCGAGGCUUUCCGGCUUCCUUCGUGGCCAAGGAGGGGCUUCACCUCCUCGUGCCCCAGGCUGAGGGCAGCAUUGCCCAAGAGGUGCCGUAUGUCGAGGUGCGAUUCUGGGACCACCACGUCCUGAAUGCAUGGACACUUGAGGCAUGUCAACGAAAGCUGGAAGAAUGUGAGGAGCUCGAGGCCUCUUGACGGACAUUAUGGAGGUGAAAACUCAUGUCAAGACUGGUCUUUGCAGGUUAUGAAUGAGCUGUGGGAAGGAGAUACCUUGGCAAAGUGGACCCAGAAGAAGCGGGAGGAAAGGAAGGAAGGAAGGAAGGAAGGAAGGACGUGUUACACUUACUGCGCUCACCUCUGUUUCUCAAUUCAUGGGCUGCCGGUCCAGGAGUCGUUUCGCAUGUGUCCAUUUGCGUUCCUACGGACAAGACAGGGGUAGGCGGCUUGAUUUUUGUCGCUUGUCUUUGCAGAAAGCCAGGCUGAAGACUCAUUCUGCAACAUCACCUAAAGCGGGAGAUCCUUCUGAACUUUGUCCAACCGCACAUGCGCUCGCGCCACUCUCCGGAAGCUUCUGUUGCCCCGCGCUGGCAGGAGGAACUGACAA
Messenger RNA from Durusdinium trenchii, 781 nucleotides. Lineage: Eukaryota; Dinophyceae; Suessiales; Symbiodiniaceae. The record is from the annotation of a GenBank genome assembly.